Molecule: messenger RNA, 2948 nt
Organism: Papilio machaon (common yellow swallowtail)
Lineage: Eukaryota; Metazoa; Arthropoda; Insecta; Lepidoptera; Papilionidae
Gene: spoon
Product: A-kinase anchor protein 1, mitochondrial
Exons: 8
Coding region: 178-2007 (609 amino acids)
Molecular function (GO): RNA binding
Source: RefSeq, a predicted model, not a curated record
CCUUUCAUUUUACAAUAUCGUGUGCGCUUACGUGUUGUCCGUGAAGGUUUUUACAGCUCGUGACCCUCGCCGGACAACAUAUUACGUAUACGUAGAAAAGACCAAAAGCACAUGGUUUCCAUUACUCUUAUUGGCUUUGAGAAAGUGCUGUGUUUCUGGUAAAAGUGGCUCGAUACAAUGGCACCUUGUCGUCAGCUGCUUAUGUGGUCAGUGCCAUCAAUAGCAGUGCUAAUCGGCAUAUUUUGGUUAAAGAAAAAGAAAGAAUAUGCCAAAUCUGACCCAGGAGGAAGAGAAAGACUAAAAAGUUUAAAAGAGGAAUUAGCAGAAGCAUUGAAUGCUCAAGCUGAGUUGAACAGGACCUCUCCUCUGGGAAAGGCUGAGCGAUCAAUAAUUAAAUCUGCUCCAAUUGACAUCAUUCCUAAAGGUAGCGGAUCACAAAGGUCUUCUUUUGAACUGACUGAUGAAGAGGUUGACUUGGAAAUAGACAAAAUAAUAAGAAAGAAAUCUCUUGAAAAAGAUAAGAAAUCGUCAGUGGAAGUAGGGAAACAGUAUAUGAACUGUUCAUACAUUUCUUCAACAAUGAAUCAAAACCCGGUUGCAGCAAAAGAAUCUGUAGCACAUAAAUUUUCACCACUUCAAACUGAAAUGUCUUGCAACAAAGGUGAUAAAACACUUGACUUAAAAGUCAGUGUCACCGAUGCUGCCAUCAUUGAGAAACAACAUUCAGAAGAUGAGUCUGUGACAGAAAUUUUGCAACAAGAUAGUACAAAUUUUGACAAUAACAAAACUGAAGAUGUUUCCACUGAAGAGGGGGAUAUGGUCAAUGACCAUGAUGAUCUUAAUAGUAACAAUAAUGUAAAUGAUAACAAUAAUAUUAAUGAACCUAGUGAAAGUAAUGAAAGCAAUAAUACUUACUCAUCACAGAAUAGAAGAAUUUCAGAGAGGGAUUCAGCAAAUCAUAGUCCCGUAGAUCCUUUGUUAGCUAGUCCUUCAAUGUGUCAUUUUUCGGAUAGCCACAGCGAGGGAUCAAGUGAUAGUGGUAAAGGAUGUUCAGAAGCAGCUAGUCCACCCCCGGCCAAUUUAAAUAUGGUUCCUUCGGAUUCAGGUCUUAGAAUACAUCAAUUUGUAAUACCUCAGAACUUGGUCGGUCUAUUAAUAGGCAAACACGGAUCAUUUGUUAACCAAAUUAAAGCUAAAACUGGGGCAAGUGUUUAUGUAAGAAGACAUCCAGAUUCUGUUAAACAAAAAAUUUGUGCAGUAGAAGGGACUCAAAAUGAAAUUGAGGCAGCUAUAGAUAUGAUAAAAGAAAAAUUCCCAGAAAAGAGAUUCCCCAAUUUUUCAAUUCAAGAAAUUAGUGCAGAACUAUAUCAAAGAUUAGCACCAUUUAUACCAGAAUUUCUUCAAUUGCAGCUUGUGGAAUCUGUGAACAAUGACACCAUAAUGACCUGUCUGGUGAGCGCGGGGCACUUCUUCCUGCAACAGCCGCUGCAUCCGACCUUCCCUUCGCUGCACGCGCUGCACCGUCUCAUGGCGGCCACCUACCAGAACCCGGACGUGCCCUCCCUGCCGCGCCCAGUGAAAGAGGGUUCAAUCUGCGCAGCGCCAACAGAGAACAACUGGUAUCGCGCACAAGUUAUAUCGACGUCGGAGGAAAACGACACAUCUGUGGUGAAGCUGGUUGACUUUGGUGGUUAUCUCACCGUUGACAACGACCAGCUCAAGCAGAUACGUUCAGACUUCAUGACUCUGCCUUUCCAGGCGACAGAAGCACUUUUAGCAUUUGUCAAACCCGCCAACAAUGAAGAGGAUUGGAGCAGCGAGGCGCUGCGUAUAAUGGCGGGACUGACUGCGGGGCAGUUGCUGCACGCGCAGGUCGCCGGCUACGACGAGGCCGGCCUUCCUCUCGUGCACCUCUAUCUUACACUCAACCCACAGCAAGUAAUAUUCUUGAACAGAGAGCUGGUGGAGCGCGGGCUGGCGGAGUGGGACAUUCCGCCGGACUCGUGAGCCGGUCACCGUUUGCAUUUCGGUCAAUGUACUUCAACAGACCCCAUUGUCCUCUAAUAUCUUAAGAAACGCAGUUUCGCAAUGUGAGUUGUGUCAUACAUUUGUCUCGCACGUUCUUCGAUUUAAACACCAACAGGAUUAUGUUUAAAUUAUUUAAUUUUUUUACGACUGGUAAUAUUGGUUGUGUUUUGACACGACUUGUAACAAAAUAUACUUAUUUUACAUGUCAACUUGUUUCAGUUAUAAUUUUACUAGUUCAAAGCAUUCAGAUGCUGUUACAAUAUUCUUUAUUAUAAGGGAUUGAAAAUUCUUUUUCGCGACUUGUUCAUCUAAACUCAAGUAUAAAUUUGCAAUAAUGUUACUUUAGGAUACGUAAGUUAAUUUUAGAUCACCAAUUGGUUCGUAAAUUUCAAGUUUACUUCUAUAAUAUUUUUUUAAUGAUUUUCUGAACGGUCAGGAUGCUCAUUGUAAUACUGCCUUAUGCAUUUCUGAAGUCAAAUGUUGAAGAUAUUAACAAAGAGAACAAUUCAAAUCUAAAUAUUGAUCCAUUUUAAUUGUAUUUUUAUAGAGUGCUUUAAGACUGCUUAAAUUGUGCCUUUGAAACAGAUAUCCGUUACAGCAGCCUUAUUACAAUAAAAUAUACGAGCCACAUUCUGUUGGAAAUUGCAGUAUAUAAAUGUGUUACGUAUAAUCGACUGUUAUAAUAAAUAUAGUUAUUGUAGAUUAUUUGUAUAAUACCUAUGUAAAAUAAGAAAGUAGAAGUAUAAUGUUGCGUGUUUGCUUUAGUGAAAAUGUAGUUCGAAAGUGUGUAAAAUUUAGAAGCGGCACUUCCAUACAUACAAAAAUAUUGACAAAUUAAUUUUGACUCGUAUAAAUGACUAAUUGAAUACAUUUAUGCAUACAAAAUAACACAUUACAAUAAAGUGAAUAAUUGAAGUGUU